Molecule: messenger RNA, 939 nt
Organism: Mytilus trossulus (common blue mussel)
Lineage: Eukaryota; Metazoa; Mollusca; Bivalvia; Mytilida; Mytilidae
Exons: 5
Coding region: 102-509 (135 amino acids)
Source: RefSeq, a predicted model, not a curated record
UGAUAACCACAAAAAAAUGUUGCCUAAUUCCCAAAAUAACCAGAAGACGGAAAUAAAUAAUGGUGGCAUUUGCGAUUUCGAUAUCAUUUUAACAGAAAGCCAUGGAUCCUGGGCACAUAAUGGUACUUAUUGUGGUAAUUGGAAUCGGUAUAGUAUUAUUCAUUGUUGCAUGUCUUUGUUGUCUGAAGUUGUGCGACAGCUUAUUUACUUGUUGCUCUUACUUAAACGGUAGAUGUAGAUCAAAAAGAUAUAAAAGAACAAAAAACAGAAAGGAAAUUCGUUAUUCGGGCUUCAACAGACUAUUGUUACAACAUCAUUCGACUGAGACGCAAAAAAGUUAUCAAAGGUACCAGGAUUAUAAAAAGUUAGCCCCAAUCUACGCAAAGCCGUCUACAAAAAAACUGACUCGAACAGAAUCUACUUGCGUUAUCUGUUUGGAGCCUAAGGUAGAGGCAGACAUUAUAGCACUUAGGUGUGCCCAAGUACACAUUCCAUGGACCGUGCAAUAGAAAUCUGUAAACAACAAACAGGAGUGUCCAGUGUGUAGGACACCGCUUUAUACAUCAUGCAAUGAAAACGAAGUAUAGAACUAUAGAAUAAAAACGAAACAGAGAUACCACAAUACCUUUCAAAUUAGAAACAUGAAGGGCGAAGACAGAGCUAGACGAAUGAAUACAACACAUACUUAAUCAUCUAUUGUAGUCUAAAAGAUGGCUACAUGUAACAUAUUCGUUUAAAUGAAAAUGAACGAUGUUCAAACUAUCAGCGAAAAGAAAAGAAACAAUAAAGGAUACUUGAUACAAGUACAGCAAGAAUACAUUAGAGAACAUCUUUUAAAAUAUUACCGUAGACGUAUUCUAUGUAAUUAGCAUAUGUUUGACCACAAUUCAGCUGUGUGGACGAGAUAACAUAAGCAAAACAAUCAAAGAAAACUUAAUA